This is a messenger RNA of Sinocyclocheilus anshuiensis, 2963 nucleotides long. RefSeq names its product trichohyalin-like. The record is from RefSeq and is a predicted model, not a curated record. The coding region runs from base 1 to 2055 and encodes 684 amino acids. The transcript is spliced from 2 exons. Gene Ontology annotation, molecular function: GTP binding. NCBI's taxonomy places the organism in Eukaryota, Metazoa, Chordata, Actinopteri, Cypriniformes, Cyprinidae.
AUGGCCAAACGAACUGCAAACAGCGCAGUACGGAGUGAUCACACUAAUCAAAUGAAGCAGACUUUGGGGCUGCAUGAUAUUAACACAUGUAUACAUACAUUAGUUUCAGGUGCUGAAUGUUCAGAUGAUCUGGAGAGUUUGAGGAUUGUGCUGAUCGGGAGGACAGGAAGUGGGAAGAGUGCAACAGGAAACACUAUUCUGGGAAGAGAUGAGUUUGAGAGUCAAGCAAGCAUGGAUUCAGUGACGACUGACUGUAAGAAGGGAGUUGGUGAAGUUGAUGGUCGAUCAGUAGCUGUGGUUGAUACUCCAGGACUCUUUGACACGACGACACUCUCAAAUGAACAAGCAGUGGAAGAAAUAGUGAAAUGUGUUUCACUGUCGUCACCUGGACCUCAUGUGUUUGUCAUUGUGUUGAGUUUGGGAAGAUUUACCAAGGAAGAAGCAGACACUGUGGAUCUGAUAAAGAAGAUCUUUGGUCAUAAAGCUGCUCAGUUCAGCAUCGUUCUGUUCACUAGAGGAGAUAAUCUCAAGGGUGAAUCUAUAGAAAAAUAUGUGGAGAGAGGAAAAAAUGCUGAGGUCAAGAAACUGAUCAGAGAUUGUGGAAACAGAUUCCUGGUUUUCAAUAACAAUGAAAAUCAAGACAAAACUCAAGUGAUUCAACUGUUAAACAUGAUAGAAGAGGUGAAGAACACUAAUGAGGGUCGAUACUUCACUAACAGCAUGUUUGAGGAGGCAGAGAUGUCCAUUAAGAAGAGAAUGGAGGAAAUAAUGAAAGAGAGAGAAAAAGAAAUUCAGACUCAGAAGGAUGAAUUACAAGCCAAAUAUGACAGAGAAGUGAGAGACAUGUUGAAGAGACUUGAGGAAGAGAAACAAAGAGCAGGUGAGGAGAGAAUGAAAAUGGAGAAUCAAUUCAGAGAAAAUGAGGAAAAACUCAGAAAAGAGUCUGAAGAGAAAGAAAAAAUGGAACAAAUGAAACAAGAGAUCGAAAAACAGAGGCGAACACUAGAGGAAAAACAGCAACAAGCUGAAUAUCAUCAAAAAAUAGAAGAAAUGAAGAGAGAGAUUGAAAAUCAGAGAUUGCAGUAUGAAAAACAGCAGAAAGAAAGAGAAGAACAAGAUAGAAAGAGAGAAGAGAAAUACAAACAAGAUCGAGAAAAGAUGAAACAUGAACAAGAAUGUGUUAUGACACAGUUAAAGAUGAAAGAAGAAGAAGAAAUAAAAAAGAGAGAUUUGGAGGAGAAAAGAAGAAAUGAACAAGAAGAGAAAGAGAGACAAGAAUGGGUGAGAAAAAUAAAAGAGGCUGAAAUUGACAGAAAAGAGACUCAAGAGGAAAUUAAACGACAGCAGAGAGAAUGGGAGGAUGAAAAGAAACGACAGAUAAGAGAACGAGAGGAAGAGGAAAGAAAGAGAAAAGAGAAACAUGAUGAACAGCUGAGAGAAAAACAAGAAGAACUGGAGAAAAUGAGAAAGAGAUUUGAAAAAGAGAGAGAAGAAGAACGACAGAAGAUAGAAGAGGAGAGACAGAAAGAGAGAAGAGAAAGAGAAGAAAAAGAGAGAGAUUAUAAAGACAAGAAAACUGAAAUGGAAAGACAUUAUGAGCGGCUGGAGCGAGAGAGAAAAGAGGAGUGGGAGAGAAGAAAACAAGAAGAUGAUGAGAGACGAGAAGAAGAGAGAAAGAGAUGGAAGAAAAUGAUUGAAGAUCUGAAACAAGAGCAACAAGAAGAGAUCAAGAGAAGAGAAAGAGAGGAGAAGGACAGAAAAGAAAGAGAAGAGAAAGAGAGAGAUGAAAUGAAACAGAAACAUGAAGAGGAAAUAAAAGUCAUAAAGAAGAAACUUGAAGAUGAAGCCAGAAAACAAGCAGAAGAGUUUAAUGAUUUCAGAGAGAGAAAAGAGCAGCACAUUCAGCAGCUCCAACAGAUGCUGGAAGAACGUCAGAAAGAAUACGAAUUACUGGAAAAACUCUAUCAGCACUUCAAAGAUGAGAAAAGUGAAGAAGUGACUAAUCUGAAAAAACAUAUUGAAGAUUUAAAAAAUAAAUGGUGUAGACUUAUGUGAAACUCUCAUAUUCAUCAGGGAGCCAAAUAUAAUUGACUCUUGUUUUUCCAGGUUUAGUUUUGGUUUUCCACAAUUGAACAGAUUUUCUUCUGGUGAGAUACCAUAAGCAUAAAUGAAAUGAUAAUUUUUUUUUAUUUUUUUUUCAUUAUUAUUAUUUUCAGAGACAAAUUUGGGAAACUGAAAAGCCUGUUUUAAAAAAAAGUCAUUCUGUGAUGCCUUUUAAUUGUGAACUCAUAUCUACCAAACUGUGCUGCAUCUGAUGUGUUUUAUGUGACUGUCUAUACAACUAAAAGGGGAUGAAAGUACAUUUUUUUUGUUCGAGCAUCAGUAACUCAGUGGUUGUUUGUGCUGGAUUUCUCAAACAACAUACACGGUAGCCACAUUUGUCUACUGCAAAUAAAACUCAAGUAAGGCUGAAAAUUAUCAAAGACUUCUGCUUUCCUGUUCCAAACAUAUCUUGAGUAACAAAAGUCCAUUUGGCAUUACUGAAGGCACAGAAGUGCUGAUUGUGUUCAAGGUCUGUCACACCUUUUGCACAGUGAGUGAAGCUGUAAUCUGCUGAUUGGUCAGUCUGAAUGUCUCCCGGUUGGUUUUUAGUCACAUGGUCCAGGAAGGGAUAAAAGAAGACUGUAACUGUUGCUCUGUCUCUUUCCUUUGCUGGCACUCUCUUCUUGGGGCUCUGCCCUCUCUCCCUCUCUCAGGUAAUAUUUGACAUACAUGCUGGGUACAAUUAAUUGUUUAUGUUUAACCAUCCUUCAUUUAUUUUGUAAUCAAUUCAAGUGUAACCAUAACCAAAUACUGUUAUUAAACAAUUUCAUUUAUAAACUGUGCUAACUAGUCUUGAUUCAACAUUAACAUUGAAGUACUACCUAGUGCAAUACAAUAUGGUAACACAAUAGCAACGCUCU